ACUGGUUUUGCGCAAGGACUGAUUGUGGCAGGAAAUCAGCCCGGGUUUUUCCCGAGCAUGGCGCUAUUGAGAUAAGCGAGAAAUACUGGGACAUCACGCAAGCCCUCGCACUCGUCAACUUCCCUUUGGCCGUCCCUGGUACAAAAGUAUACAGAGCCAUACAAGCCCGCAAGGUUGCCAUCAAGUGGUUGGAGCUUGCUGCAUCCAAGGCCAAAACCUCCGUCGCCAACGGCUGCGAGCCUGAAUGCAUGUUGGACGAAUGGGUCAAGGAGUUGGAGGCCCCAGGAUACAAGGGCCGUAAGGAUUUCAGCGACCGCGAGAUGGCUAUGGUUGUGUUCUCAUUCUUGUUUGCGUCGCAGGAUGCUAUGAGUAGUGGGUUGAUUUACGGGUUCCAGCACUUGGCAGAUAAUCCCGACAUUUUGGCCAAAAUCAGGGAAGAACGGUACCGUGUUCGUGCUGGAGAUGUUGACAAACCAAUCACCCUUGAAAUGCUCGAGCAAAUGCCAUACCUGAAGGCGUUUGUCAAGGAGAGCAUGCGUGUCAAGCCUCCCGUAACCAUGGUUCCUUACAGGACGACAAAGGCUUUCCCUAUCUCUAAUGAUUAUACUGUUCCCGCAAAUAGCAUGGUGAUACCCUCAUUCUACAACUCCCUGCAUGAUCCCUCUGUUUUCCCCGAGCACGAUAAGCUCAUCCCUGACCGUUGGCUGGAUCCCAACAGCUCCGCUAACACGAACCCGAGGAACUACUUGGUCUUUGGUAGCGGACCCCACAAAUGCGUUGGUAUAGAGUACGCGACGAUGAACAUCGGACUAGUUCUUGCCACCGCGAGCGUGUUGAUGGACUGGGAACACCAUAUUACUACCCGAAAGCGAUCAGGUCCAAAUCAUUGCAACUUUGUUCCCUAAAGACGGAUGCCUCAUGAAGUUUACCCCCCGUCCACGACCCUGAUUGUUUUAGCAUAUGGCUUUUGUUUAUACCCCCCAUUAGGACUUGCAUUUAAUUUUUUUAGAUACAUUCAUCAUCAUUCUUGGGCUGGAAUCAUAGGUUCUACAUUUUUGGUCAGACGCGAAUCGUGGCAGUCAGCAUAUGGG
Molecule: messenger RNA, 1091 nt
Organism: Suillus discolor
Lineage: Eukaryota; Fungi; Basidiomycota; Agaricomycetes; Boletales; Suillaceae
Product: cytochrome P450
Exons: 3
Coding region: 249-905 (218 amino acids)
Molecular function (GO): heme binding; oxidoreductase activity, acting on paired donors, with incorporation or reduction of molecular oxygen; monooxygenase activity
Source: RefSeq, a predicted model, not a curated record